Messenger RNA from Suillus discolor, 1155 nucleotides. RefSeq lists its product as uncharacterized. Gene Ontology annotation, molecular function: magnesium ion binding; ATP phosphoribosyltransferase activity. Bases 37 to 945 code for a protein of 302 amino acids. The record is from RefSeq and is a predicted model, not a curated record. Gene Ontology annotation, cellular component: cytoplasm. Gene Ontology annotation, biological process: L-histidine biosynthetic process. The transcript has 7 exons. NCBI's taxonomy places the organism in Eukaryota, Fungi, Basidiomycota, Agaricomycetes, Boletales, Suillaceae.
UACGAUCGCAGAUCUUGCAGCUUGGUACAGCUCAAUAUGAACAAGGACCUGCUUGAUGGCCGACUGCUGUUCGCAAUUCCAAAAAAAGGACGGCUGCACGAGAAAUGUCUCGAGUUACUCUCCGGCGCCGACAUCCAAUUCCGGAGACACAACAGGCUUGACGUCUGCCUAGUGAUGAAUCACCCUAUGGCCCUCGUAUUCCUUCCAGCAGCAGACAUACCAUCAUUUGUCGCAAAUGGAGACGUUGACCUUGGCAUAACGGGCCACGAUGUCAUCAUCGAGGCUGGAAUGCAAGAGCAGAUAACGGAGAUUCACCGGCUGGGGUUCGGAAAAUGCGCUUUGCAAGUGCAAACUCCAGAAAAUGGGCCAUUCAAAUCGGUCGAUGAUCUUGCUGGAAAACGCGUGGUUACAAGUUUUGAUGUCAUCGCGGGGGCGUAUUUUGCUGAGAUCGAUGAGCGAUUGAACCUCACUGGUGAUAACAAAACCAAGAUCCAGUAUGUAGGCGGGAGUGUAGAAGCAGCCUGUGCUCUUGGACUCGCGGAUGGUAUAGUCGAUCUUGUUGAAUCUGGAGAUACGAUGCGAGCAGCCGGUCUGCACGCCAUUUCGACAGUACUUCAAACAGAGGCAGUACUCAUAAAAUCAAACGCUCCCCAUCGUGCCCAUCAUGCACCUCUGAUCGAUCUCAUGGCAAGCCGGAUAGCCGGAGUCCUAGCUGCUGCGAAAUAUGUUAUCUGCGAAUAUAACAUUCCCAGGCAAUCGAUAUCUCAGGCAGCAGCUAUUACGCCUGGAAGAAGAGCACCCACCAUCAGUCCUCUCGAAGAGGAAGGUUGGGUUGCGAUCAGUAGUAUGGUUGAGAAGAAGAACAUUGCGAAUGCCAUGGACCAACUAGUGAAGAUUGGCGCAGAGGAUCUCAUGGUCUUCAAUCUGGAUAAUUGCAGGGUAUGAGCGUCAGGAUGGGUAUAGAGUCGUUCCUUUAGAGCAGUUUCUAGACUAAGAUUCUCAAGUUUAUCUACAGAACUGUAAGUACUUCAAGUUGGUACUACUGUGUCAUGGUUCCUGUCGCUACUUCUUCGUUUAGACACAACAUGCAUAACACAGUAUGAGAAGACGACCUGACAGGUACAGACCACCACUUUAUGCAAACUUGAAUUCAAA